This is a messenger RNA of Schistosoma intercalatum, 660 nucleotides long. The record is from the annotation of a GenBank genome assembly. NCBI's taxonomy places the organism in Eukaryota, Metazoa, Platyhelminthes, Trematoda, Strigeidida, Schistosomatidae.
AUGAUAUCAACCCUCAAUUUUCAGUUCGUACGUUACUUCAUAUAUAUUUCUUCGUAUGAGUUCGGGACCUAAAACCCUGAAAAGAAAGCCUGAUGAAUCUGUUAGUGAUCAGGUCCCAGUUAAAGUAAUUGAAAAAUCAAGUGAGGGUUCUCGACGUCCUGCGAUUAUAAGUCCUAUCAAAUUAAAUGUACCCACACAGGAUUUUACACCUGAAAUCCCUAAAAAGGUAGACAGCAAGGUCCGUGAAGUCUUCAACUCAGAUGAGGAAAGUGAGGAAGAGGAAAUUCCAACGGAAGCCAGAAUACGAAUGCGAAAUUUAGGAAGGUACACUCCCACAUCUUGCGGUCCCAAUUCUUUUGGAAAAGGAAGAUUUGGUUUUGUUGAUCGUAGAGCAUUACUUAAUAAACAAACAGAAGCAUUGAAUGAAGCAGUUUCAGGAGAGAAUGAACGUUAGGUAUCAUAUUACUUAAACAAUCAAAACUACAAUAUAUCAAGCAAAAAAAUCACCACCACUACUAACAAAAUCGUUUCCAAGUAUUUAUUCACCUUUGAUUGUGUGUAUAAAAAGAAAUGUUAAUGAUAAUUGUAAUUAUGUUUAAUUUUCUUUAUUCUCAACAACAAAAACAAAACAAAACUCAAUGAAUAUUUAUAUCAGAUUUA